Molecule: messenger RNA, 5599 nt
Organism: Mytilus trossulus (common blue mussel)
Lineage: Eukaryota; Metazoa; Mollusca; Bivalvia; Mytilida; Mytilidae
Product: proline dehydrogenase 1, mitochondrial-like
Exons: 14
Coding region: 86-1948 (620 amino acids)
Cellular component (GO): mitochondrion
Molecular function (GO): FAD binding; proline dehydrogenase activity
Source: RefSeq, a predicted model, not a curated record
AUCUAAAUUCUUGCCCACGUGCUGAGUUCGUGACCUUGACCCACGACUCAUUCAUCACAACAACACAACAAAACGGUGUGAUAACAUGGCAAAUGUUUUAAAACUUAUCCGGAAGAGAAAUUUACUUUUGAUCAGCCAUUCGAGAAAGCAUCCAUUAUAUUCUGUACAAACAUUUCCUAAAUCUACAUUAGGAGCUGAAAUCAAGGAUGCCGAAAGUUUAUCUAAGCUGAACGACAAUGAGGAAAAACAACACAAACUUGAUCUGACGUUUGGAAAUGCCGAAGAGGCUUUUCGCAGCAAAAAGACAUCAGAACUUGUUCGGGCACUAUUUGUAUUCAAUCUGUGUUCGGUUGAAUUUUUGGUAAAAAACAAUACCGAGAUUUUGAAAUGGAGUCGGAGGUUGCUAGGAAAGACUUUAUUUACAACACUAAUGAAAGGAACAUUUUAUGGCCAUUUUGUGGCAGGAGAAGAUCAGAUUGCCAUUAGGCCUCUUGUUUCAAGAAAUCAACAGUUUGGUGUGAAGUCUAUACUUGAUUACAGUGUAGAGGAAGAUCUUUCAUCAAAACAGGCCAAAGAGGCAGAGGCAAAGGGUUGUGUUCCAGAAAAUCAGCCACCUCUAGAAGAAUUGGGUCAUAAAAAGGAGCAUCCACAACACCCAGAACAACAGAGAUUUGCUGCACAUGAAGAGUUUUUAGAUAGACGUGAGAAUGUCGUCAGUGCCAGGACCUAUUUCUAUGACGAUGAGGCCAAGUGUGAUGAGAACAUGAACAUAUUCCUUCAAUGUGUUGAUGCUGUAUCAGGUUCAACUAAAAGUACGGGAUUUGUUGCCAUCAAACUUACCGCCUUGGGAAGACCACAAUUCUUGCUUCAGUUAUCAGAAUUAUUGGUUAUAACUAGAAAACUUUUUGAGAAGUUCGCUGGAGAAGGAGAUAUACUUUUAAAGAAGUUCCGUCAGGAAGAGUUCCAGAAAACAUUAGAUGUGAUGGGUGUACCAAUAUCUAGGGACCAGACAAAAAGAUGGUUCUCUAUACUAGAUAUAUCCCAAGACGGUGAAGUAGACUUAUGGGACUGGGAUAAUCUGCUAGAAGAAAACCUACAAUUGUGUAAAUUACUGAUCGUCCCUAAUAAAGAGACAGGAAUACCAGAACAAAUGAUGGAAGGUUUAACAGAAGAAGAAGAUGAACAGUUGAAAAACAUGUUGAAAAGAUUAAAUACUAUAGUGGAGUAUGCAAAAGAAAAAGAUGUAAGAGUUAUGGUUGAUGCUGAACAAACCUAUUUCCAGCCAGCUAUAAGUCGUAUAGUUAUAGAAAUGAUGAGAAAAUUUAACAAGGAUAAAGCUAUAGUCUUCAAUACAUAUCAGACCUAUUUAAAGGCUUCAUUGACCAAUUUAAAAGUAGAUUUAGAUUUAUCAAGGAGAGAAAAUUUUCAAUUUGGAGCCAAACUGGUUAGAGGAGCGUAUAUGGAACAGGAGAGAGAAAGAGCUGCCUCUGUUGGUUAUGAAGAUCCUAUAAAUGCUGAUUACAAUGCUACAACAGAUAUGUAUCAUGCCUGUCUAGAGGAAGUCUUCUAUCAGAUAAAUCAAAGACCGUUGGGACAAAUAGCUGUAAUGGUGGCCAGUCAUAAUGAAGAUACGGUUAGAUUUGCUGUAGAAGGAAUGGAUAGACAUGAUAUUAAGAAAUCUGAUCGACUAAUCUGUUUUGGGCAGCUGUUGGGCAUGUGUGAUCAAAUCAGCUUUCCACUCGGUCAAGCAGGCUAUUCUGUGUACAAAUAUGUCCCCUAUGGUCCUGUAGAAGAAGUCCUGCCAUAUUUGUCUCGCAGAGCAAUGGAAAAUAAAGGAAUUCUUAAAAAAGUCCAGAAAGAAAAAUCUCUAUUGUGGAAAGAACUAAAAAGAAGAGUAAAAGCAGGUCAAUUGAGAUACAACCCAUUAGAGAACUCUACUGUUGGAUGAACGAAUAUUAGGAAUUUGGAACUCAUUAAACCGAAUUGAUUUCUACGGAGCAUAUAUAUACUGUGUAUUACAGAUAUUUUAAUGUACUAUUUAUUUGCACAACCAAACUGAUGACCUAUCAAAAUUUGUAUUAACAAUUUACAUAACUUAAUUUUAAUACUGCAGAUUCAUUUAUUUUCGUGGGUACCUAUUUUCAUGGAUUCAGAAAAACUUACAUGUAUGUGGAUACUUGAUUUCAGGGUUUUGCUGAAGUCUGCAUACAAAUGCAAGCUUAUAGAAAGUAUGUUAUUCUUUGACAUUUAAUUUCAUCUAAGGUUCACCUGUACCAAUGAAAUCCAUGAAAAUUGGUAUCCAACAAAAUAGAAAUUAAUCGGCAGUAAGCAGCUAACAAGUCAAAACUGAAUCUCGUAGAAUACUCAGAUGAUAAUGUUGUAAAAAUGUCUGUGAUAUUUUUAUUUUUUAUCUGUUUAACUGUUUAUGUAGAGUGUUUAUUUUUGUACACUCAAUGAAAACCUUAAAAUGUGGAUUAUCCAAAAACAAAAGAACCACCUUUUGCAAGUAAUCUCUAUAACCAGGUUUAAGAGUAGACAGGCUUCAUUGAUUUGGAUUUUUUGUUUCUAAGGAAAUGAAAAUCAAUUCACUGAUUGUUAAAUACUGGUGUCUUAUUUUUUUGUAACAUGUAGUUUAAAAUAAAAUAUGAAGCUUUAAUAAGACAUCAUAUAUGCAUUUAAGUUCAUUGUAAGAUUUAUUUAUUGUGUAAACAUUUAUAACAGUAAAUUCUGUAGUCAGAAUAUUGUAAAUGUUUUUAUCCAUCAACUAUGAAAAUGUUUUUUCAACAAUUCUAGUACCUAGUGCCUGCCAAAAAGAUGUCUUUGGUCAUUUAUAAACAAACACUCUUAUUUAAGACUGUUUUCCCUGUUUAAACCAUGUAAAUAUUUUAUAAUCCCCACAUAGGUGCAUUAUGUUUUAUCAGUUUGUGCGUUCAUUCUUCUAUUUAUCCCUCUUCUGGUUAAAGUUUUUAGUCAAGAUAGUUUUUGAUGAAGUUGAAGUCCAAUCAACUUAAAAACUUAGUACACAUGUUUCCUAGAUAUGAUCUUUCUGAUUUUAAUGCAAAAUUCUUACCUGCCAACUUUUCAAAAUGCCCAUGGGGGUUUUGCGUGCAAGAUGGCUGUCAUAGUCCUAAAAAACCUUCAAGGGGGUCUUUAAAUACAUUUUAAUGUUGUUUUUUGGCCGCUUCAUACUUUUAUUAGCCUUAAGUCUCUAAAUGUAAUUGUUUUGUUUAAAAUUGUGGACAAAAUUGCUGUUUCAAAAUUUCCAUUUGGGAGCCUCCAUGGGGGAAAAUUCCCCGCAAAUAGUGACAGUUGGCAGGUAUGAAAAUUAGAGUUUUCACAGUCCACUGAACAUGGAAAAUGAUAGUGCGAGUGAGGCAUCUGUGUACCAUAUGCAUGGACACGUUAUUGAUUUAAUAUAAUGUGAUUUACCGAUUUACAAGCUUGAAGUUAGCAGAAAGAUAUUAUUUUUAGGCUCUAUUUGUACGGGCAUGUAAUUCAUUUUCUCAAAUAACUUCAAUUUUAUCUUAAAGUAUCUGCAGGGUAAAGAUAUAUCUUGCCAGGAAUGUAUGCUGUAGAUUAUAUUAGUCCUUAACAUUUGUCUGUUGUCAUUUUAGGGUAAUUAAAGAUGGGAUCUUUGAUUUGAGUCUUUGCCCCAAUUUUGUGUAAAGCGAAAAAGACCAUUUCAAGAAUACUCAUUCAUUUACACAUUUGUUUCUGUUUACAAAUUUGUUUCUGUUUCCACAUUGUAUAUUAUAGCAUAUUAAAUUUCAUAUUUUAUCUACUAUAAAUUCAGAAAUUAUUGCAUGUAUUUAUUAUGACAAUUUUUUAAGAAAAGACCAAAAAUUUUGAUUAUUGUUUGUGAUCUCAUGAAAAUCUGCUUACAGAUAAAUGCAUCAGAUAUCAGAAUACUAGUUCUCAUUUUUGGGAUAAUCACUGAGUCACUUUAUUUGGACUAAUAAAAACCUCACAAUAAUUUCUGAAUUUGCAAUAUUUUAUGUUUUUGUAAAGUAAGAGUUAUUUCCCUUUUUGCAAGUGUAACUUGAAUUUGUUAUAUAUCAAAUAAACAGUAAUUUUUUAAAGGAAAUGACUCAAAUUUGAAUCGUCAUUGAUGCUUGAAAAGUUUUAAUUUUGUAUAGUUCACAAGAUUAAUUCUACAUGCAAAUACUUCUACUCCCUUAAAAAGAAGAAAUCUUAUAUCAAGAACAUUUUGAAUCUCAAGUGUUUCCCUUAACUCUGAUAAUUUGCAAUCUUCAAAGCUUUCAAUACACAUUUUACAAAUAUUAUGAAAUUUCUCUUCUAUGCCCCUGGUGAAACACCUAAUUAUUUGUAAUUUUCUUUUAUCCUUUUACAUUGAAUCUCAAAACCAAGCUCAUAGAUAUUUCCUAGUUUUGCACAUUUUAUUUAUUUAUUAAAUAUCCAAGAUACUGCUGUAGUCAUAUGAAAAUUACCAAUCUAUAACAAUUCUGUAUUUUCAACAGCUGUAGUGACCAUCAGUAAUAUCAGUUGUGUAUUUUUUUCUUUGUGGUGACCAUCUAUAACAUUUAUUUUGUAUUUUUACUUUGUAAUUUAAAUGUUUAUUUAUGAAUCUCAUUAUCUGAAACUGUUUUACAUCUUCUGUUAGUAUUGAUUAAAAUACAUGUAUUAAUUUGUAAGGCUUCAUUGUUAUUAUUGUGUUGAAAUGACUGUCACAGAAUGCAAAACUUAAGUAUGAUAAUGCAUUAGCCACAUCUUGAACUAUUUACUGUAAAUUCUGAAAUUAUUGUGUGCAUUUACUGAGAUUUUGAAGAAGGAGCAAUGUUCGGGAGUUCAAAUACAGCUAUGCAAUUUAAUGAAAAGCUACAUACAGGUACAUAUACAUGUAUUCGAUAACAGAAUAAGACUUUCUGUUAUUGCAUUGGUCAAUUAGUCACUAUAGUCUUUCAAAAAUGGCUAAAAUAUGUUGCCAUGCAAAUUUAAAAUUUGCAGAUCUUUUUCAAAUUUAUCUGAAAGUCUAAUAUGGUGAACAAGGUCUAACACCAGAAACAUGACAUUGACCUCUUUUAUAUAGUCAUUUCACUUUUAAAUGGAGUUUCUUGAGGACCAAGUUAUUUGAACUUUCAGAGUUCCUUUAUUUAACACAUACUAUGACUGCUAAAAUGUAACAAUAUAUCUUUCUUCUUGACAAUUAAGACAAAUUAGAUUUGAAAAAUUGGUAGCUGUGACCUCCAUUUUACAUUCCUUAUUUAUAAUUCUUUACAAGUCCUUCUGUGUUCAUUUGAUGUUUCAGAAUUCUUUGUUCAUAAUAUUUAUACAAUGAGAUGGAAUGUUUUACAUUUUCUGUUUUAUUAUUUUUUAAGUGGUUUUAUUUAUUAAUGCAGAUGUUCUUUUUGCAAGCAUACCCAUGGCUUUUAGCUGAUCUGUCCUUUGGUUAGAUAUAUGCUAUUUAUUUAUUCUAAUUAAAAGAUUUUUUUUACAAUUAUGACACAUCAGAAUCAAAGAGAAUGUAACACAUUUAAAGUAGCACAUGUUCAUUUUCCACCUUAUUAUGUAGUCAACAAAGGAGAAAUUAUGAUAAGGCUUGAAAUUAGAUCAACCAUUCAAGUGUUACAAAAAUAUCAAG